Fusarium fujikuroi IMI 58289 is the source of this 1146-nucleotide messenger RNA. RefSeq lists its product as uncharacterized. Lineage: Eukaryota; Fungi; Ascomycota; Sordariomycetes; Hypocreales; Nectriaceae. The coding region runs from base 1 to 1146 and encodes 381 amino acids. The transcript has a single exon. The record is from RefSeq and is a predicted model, not a curated record.
AUGAACCUGGGGAACAGUGAGCCCCGCCAAGUCGCUGGCGAAUCAUCCCUUCAAAGCAGCCACGGGGCUAACAAGCGUCGCCGCCACGAUCAAAAUGGCGGAGGAGAUGACGGCCCGAAAUACCCUGGAGAAAAGCCGACAAUAGUGUCAUUCGAAUGUCUGUUUUGCAAAGAAAACCCGCACCGAUAUCCGGAGUGUAGGGGCUUACGAUUAACUCGUCUAUCCGAUGUCAUUCAACACAUCAAGCGCCAGCACCUGCUGGUCGAAGUGAGGCUAGGGGCCGGAACAGCUAUACCAGAGCAUAUAAUACUCUAUUGUGCAAGGUGUCGCUGUCAGUUUUGUGGCAUCGGUGCUGCGUUUAGACUCGAAGUCCACUCGAAUGAAAAAGUCAAAUGCCGGCCAGUCACUAUCGAACAAGGCGGGGUUCUGACACCCAAAGAAUUCGAAGAGUUAAAGUCAGAGCUUGGAUCAUGCAAGUGGAAGAGUGAAGAAGAAAAGUGGUUCAUUAUCUGGGUUAAAUGCUUUCCAGAGAAAGAUCCUCCACGGUCACCCAAAGCUGAAAUUAGUGUUCCACGUCUACAGUUGGAGUCGAUACUUCACUAUGAGCUUGGAUCUAUACAAGGCUUGAAGCCAGAGCAAGUCCAGUCGAUCGUUACACGAUCUGCGGAUAGAAUCUACAAAACUUCGUCCCAGCCCCGAAACAGCCCUACUGUACCCCUACAAGCACAGUCGAAUGCUUUGCAGACGACACCAGUGCCAACCCACGAUACCACAACCUACGUGCAUUCUGAUACAGAAUUCGCAACUCAUACUUUGCAACCACAAAUACAAGACUUUGAUUACAGCUCUGACCCAACCUAUCUUGGUGUUCAUGGAACGCCGACUGGGGGUCAGGAAGAGAAUUCCUUUGACUGGAAUAAUACGUUAAUUAAUUACAGUGCACCAAGUCCAGUUCCGGACUCUGGAGCACAUACAACUUCUGGGAGCAACUUUGUUGACGCUGGAUUUUUUACUGCUCCCGUCUCUGGCUAUCCUCCAGUUCCCUAUGUUGGAUAUCACACCGGCUCCUUCGAGUCGGCAAGUCAAGACGAUGGAUACUUGAAUACACACAGGAAAACUACAGGUCGCCGUGGCUCACACUAUUGA